Messenger RNA from Penaeus chinensis, 3918 nucleotides. RefSeq names its product phosphatidylinositol 3,4,5-trisphosphate 3-phosphatase TPTE2-like. The record is from RefSeq and is a predicted model, not a curated record. Gene Ontology annotation, molecular function: phosphatidylinositol-3,4,5-trisphosphate 3-phosphatase activity; protein tyrosine phosphatase activity; monoatomic ion channel activity. Gene Ontology annotation, biological process: transmembrane transport; protein dephosphorylation; monoatomic ion transport. Gene Ontology annotation, cellular component: cytosol; membrane. NCBI's taxonomy places the organism in Eukaryota, Metazoa, Arthropoda, Malacostraca, Decapoda, Penaeidae.
CCUUCUUCGUUCAUUAAAGAGGGCGUUUUCGUGUGUACAAGUGGUUGACGGGCGACCAGCUGAUUGAAGGGAGAGCUGUCGUCAUGACGUCAUCUCAAUCGAAGAAAUGAACGGCCCAGGAGACGCACGUGACGAGAAAGAAGAGGAAGGGUUUGAUGAAGCGGAAGAUGAAGAAAACCAGGUGUGGCAAAGGACGACCAAGUUCCUCGAGUAUGACGCCGAGCAGCACGAGAUCGAGGUGGAGAUGGGCUUCGCGGAUCCUUCCAACCCCCCCGUCCCGGGAUGCAACCUCUACUACAUGCAGUGGAGAACAAGACGCUUCGUUGAACACUUCGUCGUGCGAGUGCUGACGGCGUUGCUGAUCUUGGUCGACAUGGUGAUCCUGUUCGUUGAUCUGUUCAACGAGCCCGCACCCAACGACCCGAUCGAGUACUGCUCUCUCGCGUUCUCCACCUACUUCAUGAUCGAAGUCACGCUCAGGAUAUUCGGACUCGGGCCGCAGGUGUUCUUCAGAGCCUGGCACAAUGUUCUCGACUGUUUCCUCGUCGUGUUCACCUUCAUCCUCUCCGUCGUGACCGUCUGCGUGGAGAACAUGUCGUCCAACCCCGUCAGCCUGAUCGUCAUUCUGCGGCUUAUUCGCCUGGUCCGCAUCACGCGCAUCAUCUGGCAGCGCGAAGACCUGAAGAUGGGGGCGCGCCAGUUCGUGUCCCAGAACAAGAGACGGUACCAACAGAAUGGCUUCGAUCUUGACCUCACCUACGUCAUGCCAAGGGUCAUCGCCAUGUCCUUCCCGUCCAGUGGCAGAAUGUCGAUGUAUAGGAAUGAUAUAAAGGAAGUGGUACGGUUCAUGGACACGCAGCACGCGGGUCACUACCGGAUCUACAACCUGUGUUCGGAGCGUCACUACGAUGAGUCGCUGUUCCAUGGCCGGGUGGAGCGGUUCCUCAUCGACGAUCAUAAUGUUCCUCCGCUGACGGACAUGUUGAGAUUCAGCGCCAGCGUGAAGGCGUGGAUGGACAAGGACGAGAAGAACGUGAUUGCCGUCCACUGCAAGGGCGGCAAGGGGCGCACCGGCACGAUGAUCUGCGUCUUCCUCAUCGACCUGGGCAUCUUCAGGGACGCCGAGCACUGCCUUGGGUACUUCGGCGAUCGACGCACGGACAAGAAUGUCGCCAAGAAGUUCCAGGGGGUCGAGACGCCCAGCCAGAGUCGUUACGUGGGGUACUACGAGCACGUGGUAAGAGCCAGGGGUCAGCUGCCCCCCGAGACCCCGCUGAUAGUGACCAGGAUCACCCUGAGGGGCAUGUACACGGUGGGAAACAGCGAUGGCUCCGAGUUCUUCCUGACUUUGGGAAGUCGCUGCCACACCAUUCCCUUCCAGGCUAAUCUCGCCACGCAAAAGAACUGCAAGAUCACCCUAGAGAAGAGCAAAGGCCUCGUCCACAUCCAGUUAAUCAAUGCGCCUGUGGUACGCGGAGACACAAGAGUCAUGUUCUUCACAGACAGUAGGAAUAUUCCAAAAGGAUAUGAAAAUAGUCCAUUCUUCUUCUGGUUCCACACUGGCUUCAUAUCCGGAGGAAGACUUGAACUGAGUCGUCAUGAGCUGGACAACCCACACAAGAGCAAAACGUGGAAUGUGUUUCAAGAGGACUUUGGCGUCACGGUUGACUUUGAAGAGGACACGAUGACAAAAGCCUAUUAACCAUUUCUUCAAUUACUAGUAACAUCUUGAUUUCCAUAAUAAGGUGUUGAAUUGCAGCUCUACAGGUAAAGGAAGGGAAAUCAAGUUAUUUAAAUUUUGGUUUAGAAUAAGGAAAAAAAAAAAAAUGCAUUACAGAGUAGCUAAUGCCGAACUUCUUAAAAAUGGGUUGAAAUCUAAGAAUACAUUACAUAUCUUAAUUUAACUUAAUCUGCAAAUUUAGAAUCGUGACUUAGAGAAAGAGAGACUAUGCUAGACUAGAGUUUGCUAAACUUCUAAAUGCAGUAUCUCUGUUGACUCUCCUUACGAGUCUUCUGCAACAUGGCCUUCGUAUAGAAAUACAAUUACAAUAUUGAAUGAUAUUUUAGAAUAAUUCUAUUUCAGAAAAGCUAAUUUCAUUUCUGUUGUUUGACAAUAAGAUUGUGUUAUUUAUAAAUCGUAAAUACGGAAUAUGAACUUCUUUUUUUUCUUAUGGAAUAAACUGAUUAAAAAAAUAUAUAUAUUUACUUGGUGCUCUUGAAAAUGAAAACAUUGCAUAAUAUGUACUGCCAGUGUACCAUACAUCAGUAUUUAUUUAUGAGUGCAAUUUCUGUGACUGAAAAUAUAAACAGAACUUAUUACUCUUAAACUUACUGCUGCUGUUGAUAAAACUGAUUGAUUGCUACUGUGGGAAAAUAAUCUGUUAUCUGUAUAAGAUGCAAACCAACCUUUCAGUUUCCAUUCAAAUAGUAUAUUAACAGCCAAUCUUUGCUCAGGGUAACUUUUGUAAGGCCUUUUUUACCAUCCCUAUUGAUAUCUAUGGGCAAUAGAAGUUGAUUCCGGGGAAGUCAAAUAUCCAUGUAUUAUCAAACAUCAUAAUGUAUCACUGUUGCCCUCUAUAUGUUUUGUUUUAGCAGCGUGGUCUUCUGUGUAGUUUUGUUUCUUUGGAUAUAUUAUGUUAUUUGUAUGAAUGACCGACUCAAUUCAUUUUUGUUCAUGCUGUGAUAUAUGUCCAAACCUAUAAUUUCUGUCACUAUUAUUUGUGCUUACAACAAUAAUUUACAAGUAUAUACUUCCCUAUCUAACCUUUUUGGAGCACUGUUUGAUUGUCUUAACCCUGUGAUAAAGAAAUAUCAUGAUCAUUACAUAUAUAUAUCCCAUUUUUCCUUUCAUAUUACUCUCAGAGAAUAUACCUCUACCUACUGUUGUACUUAUCAUCAUCAUAUUUAUGUAAAUAUGUACUAAUAUGUCAGUUUCUCUACGAAAGAAUCAAUUGUAAAAUAUUUCUACUCAAUUUAGAAUGUUUCAGUGUUUUGUAUCCACACUCUACAUUCAUGUCCAGUUGACUUUCCAUGGAUAUACACUUUAUCUUCUGUGAUUUAAUAUAAAAGCUUGGAAAAAAAAAGUAUUUUUGUCGAAUGUUUUAUUUCCCCAUUCCGGAACGUUAAUCUUUCUUCUCUUCAUUAAAGAACAAGAAUAAUAAAAUUCAUCCAAGUGAUGAAAAAAUAUGAUAAUAAUCAUAGUAAUGAGCAUACUAUAAAAAUGAAAAUGAUAAAAAUAAUGAUAAUCUCAACCAUCUUUUAUGAAUGAAUUAUGGGGAAAAACAUUAGUAUGAUUUAAAUGGUCGCAUCGAUAACUUGUCCCAAGCUGUCACAAAUUAUCUAAAUAAAUAUAUAUCUAAAUAAACAUAAAUCCUACUCUUAUUUUUUCCUCAUAAUUAUAUCAUACAAGAUGGCAAGGAGUAGCAUUAUCUUCAUCCUUUUCGUUUUCAGAGACCCAAGUAUUUCCCGAAUUUGGGCAACAUGAACAUGGCUAAGAAAAAGAAAAAGAAAAAAGACAAUGAGAACAUGAAGAAAAAUAGAGAAAGGAAAAAAACAAUUACAUAGAUGGAUAGAAAGCUAUAGAGAGUUAGAUGGAUAAAUGCAGAUAGAGACAUAUAAUGUUUAUCAUUUUCUUCCACACACAAUAGUCUAGGAUAUAUCAAAGGGGGAUGAGAAAAGCAGAUAUAAUAACUUCUGGAGAAAAACUUGUAAUCAGGUAUUUACAGUUAGUAAGAACUAGGAAAACUUUUGCUGUUUUAUAUUCUAUUUUAUUUUUUAAUGUUUAAUUUUUGAGUCUGUGUUGGUUUUCUGCGAUCUCACCACUUAUCAUACAGCAAGUUUAUUUACGCGUGGUAUACAGAGCGAAAGCUGGCUAGUUAUUUUAAUAGAUCCUUUUCCUAUUUCUCUACUGCAGACUUU